Trachymyrmex cornetzi is the source of this 4249-nucleotide messenger RNA. It is a transcript of the gene dia, whose product is annotated as diaphanous related formin 1. The transcript is spliced from 10 exons. The record is from RefSeq and is a predicted model, not a curated record. Gene Ontology annotation, biological process: actin filament polymerization. Gene Ontology annotation, cellular component: actin filament. NCBI's taxonomy places the organism in Eukaryota, Metazoa, Arthropoda, Insecta, Hymenoptera, Formicidae. The coding region runs from base 1 to 1782 and encodes 593 amino acids.
AUGGGACACCUUAGGACUGCUGUAUGUCCGCCUCCACCACCUAUGCCCGAAAUGGGUAGCGAACUACCGCCGCCGCCACCUCCUCUUCCUGGCGGUAGUGGUCCACCUCCACCACCACCUAUGUCUGGAACGACGUGUCCACCUCCUCCGCCUAUGCCUGGUUUAAAAGGACCUCUACCUCCACCUAUGUCUGGAAUAAGAGGACCUCCACCACCACCUAUGCCAGGAAUGGGUCCUCUACUACCAUCGAUAAUGGGGGCAUUAUCUCCAUCGUCUGCAGUGAUACAAGUUUUGCCUCAUGGAUUAAAACCGAAAAAGAAGUGGGAAGUAGAUGGACCAUUGAAAAGAGCAAAUUGGAAAGCGAUUUUACCUCACAGAAUAACAGAAAAGUCAUUCUGGACAAAAGUACAAGAAGACAAAUUAGCUAGUCCGGAAAUAUUAGAUGGUCUUGUACAGAAGUUCGCUUCCAAACCGAGCGGGAAAAGAAUAGACGAUGUAGUUGAUAAGUCAGCCCCAACGAAAAAAGUAAAGGAUCUCAAAGUUUUAGAUAAUAAGGCGGCUCAAAAUAUAUCAAUACUUCUCGGUGGGACACUAAAGCACAUGCCUUACGUGGAAGUAAAAAGAUGUUUAUUUCGAUGUGAAGGACCAGUUAUUUCUGACAAUAUAUUACAAGGAUUAAUUCAAUACUUACCUCCGCCAGAUCAAUUGUCAAAAUUACAGAUGUACAAAGAUCAAUACGAUGACUUGACUGAAGCGGAACAGUUUUGUGUUACGAUAUCUACAAUAAAACGGUUAUUACCCAGAUUGAGAUCAUUAAGCUUUAUGUUGCGAUAUGAAGAGCUAAUACAGGAUAUAAAACCUGACAUAGUGGCAGCUACAGCAGCAUGCGAAGAAGUGAAAAGUAGCAAAAAGUUUGCACGAAUUCUUGAAUUAAUAUUGUUACUCGGAAACUAUAUGAAUUCCGGUUCCAAAAAUGGCCAAGCAUUCGGAUUCGAGAUUAGUUUUCUUACAAAGUUGACCAGUACUAAAGAUGUCGAUAACAAGCAAACUCUUAUGCAUUAUUUGGUGGAUACGAUAGAGAGAAAGUUCCCGGAAUGUCUCAGCUUCAUUGAGGAAAUAGCACAUGUAGACCGUGCCAGUCGAGUGUCUUUAGAAAAUGUUCAGAGAACAUUAUGUCAAAUGGAGACCAAUAUCCGUAAUCUCGAACAGGAUCUUACGAAUGCCAAAGUUCCACAGUGCGAUGAGGACUUAUUUAUAGAUGUCUUGAAACCAUUCGCCAAGAAAGCUAGAGAAUCUUACGAGGUUCUGCAAAAUAUGUUUAAAAAUAUGGACACUUUGUACACGGACAUCUCAGAAUUCUUCUCUUUCGACAAGCAGAAGUACACUAUAGAAGAAUUCUUUGGCGAUAUCAAGACGUUCAAAGAUGAUUUCUUGCAAUCGCAAAAGGAGAUAAUAAAGCUGAAGGAGGGCGAGGAGAAACAGAGACGGACGAGAGAAGCACGCGAAAAAGCAGAAGCAGAAAAGGCGGCACGAGCUGCGCGUAAACGCGCAUUAGUCGAUAUGAACGCACAUGAGACUCAGGAAGGUGUUAUGGAUAGUCUAAUGGAAGCGCUGCAGACUGGAUCAGCCUUCAGUAGGCCAGACCAACGACGCAAGCGACAAACCCGCGUAGCUGGUGCGGAAAGGAGAGCGCAACUAAAUAGGAGUCGAUCACGUACUGGAUUAGUCGGAACUGGCUUACUAGGGAGAGAACUUUCGACAGAGCUUUUGAGUUCAGCUUAAUCUAUUGGAAUACAUCCUAUUUCCGUCCUAAACUCAUUGCUGUGAUGAUUUUACACGCAUUGGAACAUUAAUGAGCAGGAGAACAUGCGAUACGGUAAAUCAAUAUCCAAGAGAGAGGAAGAUAAAAAAGAGCGACAUUCCACAUCAAUGAUCUUCCAGUGUAGAUCGAAUUUUUGCUAUUUCGAAUUGAGUAACAGUCUUCCUUACAUAGUUAGGUAUUUGGUUUAUAGGUGUUUUUUACUUGUAUAAAUACAUAUGUGUGUAUACGGAUUUGUAUAACGAUAUUUGCAUUAAUACUCGCUAGAGUAAGUGAGAGAAUUUGUUCCGUAGACGAUACUUCGAGAUGACGCGAGAAGGAAUUCGUCACUAGCAAACGCAUUUGUAAAUACGCAUAAGAUAAGUGCUGAUGACGAAUUGACGAUUCGUUGAAGCUGCUCGUCAAUAUAGUUCGGCACACACUUUCAUUGUUCCAAGCAUGUUUACAAUCAUUUCUGUGAAUCAGGCGGCGGAUUUCGCAUUUAUUUAUGUACGUGGUUGUAAAUAUAUUUCAUCUCGAGAAUCAUAGAUACAUACGUAGAUGUUGCGAUUCGAAAUUAUUCCGAUAUUACACGAUAUAUUUGUAAAAAUUACAUUUUGUGAACAAGUAACUUUUCCGUUACAAAGCGAUAAUACAUCAUUCCUUCGGUAUUCUUAACGAAGAUAUCUCAUAUACUGUAUGGACAUUUUUAUACGACAAUAUUUUUAUGUAACGAGGAAAUUCGUAAUUAUCGCUUAUUUUUAUUUCUACGUUAUAACGUUAAAAUAAUACUAGUAAUCAUAAUGACUCUGUCGCCAGCUCGAUAAAACGACCGCAAAGCCUGCAUAACUUAACAUUUACAUCAUCCGUUGCUCAUUUAAAUCUCAAUAAAAAUAUUUACAAUAUAGUCUGAAAUUCUAUUGUAGUAUAAAGAAAGAUUUGUAUACUAAAUUGGCGCACAAUUUUGCGACAUAUUUUUUAUAAUUGUGGUUUUACCUUGUCUAUCUUUUUAGAAAAAAGCACCUGUAUUUGCAUUUUUUGUAACGGAAGCAUUUUACUAUGUAACAGUAUUAAUCUAGGGGGGAGCAAAAAUAACUGAAAUUACUCUUAAGGGAAGUAGUUUAUUCAACGCAACGUUCGCGUUUUGUGAUAUAAUUAACGAACCCAAAAACAGGCUCAUGGCAGUCGAUCAGUACUUUUAACGGUGGCUUAAUCGAAUGCUCGUUAAAGAAACUCAGAGUAAGAGAUAAGUAGAGAGAGAAGAAAAUCUUAGAAAACGGGAUACGUGGCGAUGUAAACACUAUGAAUCUAAUUUAACUUUUUUCAACGCUUGAUAAAUUAGCAGUAGAUAACACGCGACAUUUAUAUAUUGGAUUGAGUAAAAAAUAACUUCGUAUUUUUAGAAUUUAAUGUCAUCUAUAAAUGCGAAGUUAUUUAUUACUCCACCCAAUAUGAUAAUAUUUUUUCAUCGUUUUUAUACAAAUAAUUGAAGUUACCAUUGUCGAUUGGUUGAAAUUGUGCAUAUGCAAGUACCAAAUGUGAAUCGUGAGAAUCCCAACUGAGAUUCCCCACGUGGAUUCGUGGUGUUGAUGGAAGGCCACCGUUUUCGUUGACGGGCGAUUCGGGCAUUUCAUCAAGCCAAUCCAAGUAUUUUAAUGUGCGUGUAAUUUGUAUAAAUUUUCUAAAUUUUAUAAAUUUUCUUGGCCUCAAGGAAGAAGCUCCUGUCAUAACUCAAUUUGUUAAAGCGAUAUUGUAACUUUUUAAAAUUUUUAUAAGAUUAGAAAUUCAUUAUUGUUGUAUAAAAAGAUCCGGGAGGAACACGAGGGAAAUUUCGCCGUUGUGGGAUAGAUGUACCGUGUUGUUUAAUUAGCCAACAGUGGUCUGCCGCAUAGUAAGGACGGCUAUGUCAGGCACGCUUGAAAUGUCUAAUGAAAGGCAACGUAACGAACCGGUUCUCGGAGCUGUAAAAAUUAUGGAAGUAUCUCUACGAGAGAGUACUGCCGCAAGUUCUCUAUGCAGUUAAUUUUCUGACGAUUCAUUUCGGAUAUGUCCGUUCUUUGCGCGAAGUCAAUCGAACGUCUUCUGUAUCAUAUCGGCGAUGAAACAUGGGUUAUUACGUAAUUACUUUAUGCAUAUUUUAGCACAUGCUUCUAUAACGAUUUUCUACAGAGUAAGAUAGAUAUAAAAAAAACACCAGCCGUAAUAUUACCCCGAUGUGAUUGUACGUGUCUGUACAAAAAUAAAUUAUGGAAAUAUAAUUUGUCUAUCGAUCGGAUCUCUCAACGAACGAAUGAUUUGUUAAUAUUCUAGAGUUAGGUACAUAUGUUAAGAACAUAAAUUAAGGUCUAAUUGUAUUUAUACUGUGAAUAUACGCGGAUUUAAAUAAUAUCAGUGUAUUCAUUACUAUUCUGUGUCUUAUUUCUCAAUACUCAUGGAAUAUUUAGAGAUAUG